This is a messenger RNA of Drechmeria coniospora, 1641 nucleotides long. Its product is annotated as putative CCT6-component of chaperonin-containing T-complex. Gene Ontology annotation, cellular component: chaperonin-containing T-complex. Gene Ontology annotation, molecular function: ATP binding; ATP-dependent protein folding chaperone; ATP hydrolysis activity. Lineage: Eukaryota; Fungi; Ascomycota; Sordariomycetes; Hypocreales; Ophiocordycipitaceae. The transcript has 5 exons. Bases 1 to 1641 code for a protein of 546 amino acids. Gene Ontology annotation, biological process: protein folding. The record is from RefSeq and is a predicted model, not a curated record.
AUGUCGGCCGCGCAACUCCUCAACCCCAAGGCCGAGUCCCGAAGGAGGGCCGAAGCACUCAAAGUCAACAUCAACGCCGGCGUCGGCCUGCAGGAUGUCCUCAAGUCCAACCUGGGCCCUCUGGGCACCAUCAAGAUGCUCGUCGACGGUGCUGGACAGAUCAAGCUCACCAAGGACGGCAACGUCCUCCUGCGGGAGAUGCAGAUCCAGAACCCGACGGCCGUCAUGAUUGCCCGGGCGGCGACGGCGCAAGACGACAUCUGCGGCGACGGCACCACCUCGGUCGUCCUCCUCGUCGGCGAACUCUUGAAGCAGGCCGACAGACACAUCUCCGAGGGCCUGCACCCCCGCGUCAUCACCGACGGUUUCGACAUCGCCAAGACCGAGGCCCUCAAGUUCCUCGACUCCUUCAAGCUGCCGAAAGAGGUGGACCGUGAGCUGCUCCUCAGCGUCGCCCGCACGUCCCUCGCGACGAAGCUCAACUCGACGCUCGCGGCGAAGCUCACGCCCGACAUUGUCGACGCCGUUCUCGCCAUCUACCAAGCGCCGGCCAAGCCCGACCUGCACAUGGUGGAGAUUAUGAAGAUGCAGCACCGCACGGCCGCCGACACGCAGCUCAUCCGCGGCCUCGCCCUCGACCACGGCGCCCGCCACCCGGACAUGCCGAAGCGGCUCGAGAACUGCUACAUCCUCACCCUCAACGUCAGCCUCGAGUACGAGAAGACGGAGAUCAACUCGGGCUUCUUCUACUCGAGCGCCGACCAGCGCGACAAGCUCGUCGAGAGCGAGCGCCGCUUCAUCGACGCCAAGCUGAAGAAAAUUGUCGAGCUCAAGCAGGAGCUGUGCGGCGCCGACGGCAAGAAGAACUUUGUCAUCAUCAACCAGAAGGGCAUCGACCCCCUGUCGCUCGACGUCUUGGCCAAGAACGGCAUCCUCGCCCUGCGACGGGCCAAGCGCAGAAACAUGGAGCGGCUGCAGCUCGUCUGCGGCGGCGUCGCCCAGAACAGCGUCGACGAUCUGACGGCCGAGGCGCUUGGCUGGGCCGGCCUCGUCUACGAGCAGACGCUCGGCGAGGAAAAGUACACCUUUGUCGAGGAGGUCAAGGAUGCAAAGUCGGUCACGCUCCUGAUCAAGGGCCCGAACCAGCACACCAUCUCCCAGGUCUCGGAUGCCGUCCGCGACGGCCUGAGGAGCGUCUACAACAUGAUUGUCGACAAGAGCGUCGUGCCCGGCGCCGGCGCCUUCCAGGUCGCCUGUGCCCGUCACCUGAAGAGCGAUGCCUUUUCGAAUUCCGUCAAGGGCAAGGCGAAGUGGGGUGUCGAGGCCUUUGCCGAUGCCCUGCUCGUCAUCCCCAAGACGCUGGCGGCCAACGCUGGCCACGACGUCCAGGAUGCUCUUGCGGCCAUGAGGGAUGCGCUAAACGACGGCGAUGUUGCCGGCCUGGACCUCGAGACGGGUCUCCCGAUGGACCCUGAGCUGGCGGGCGUCUUCGACUCAUUCCGUGUCAUGAGAAACGCCAUCGCAUCCAGCGCAGGUAUCGCCUCCAACCUGUUGCUCUGCGAUGAGAUGUUGAAGGCUAGACAGAUGGGUAGGGCAGCCGGUCCAGGUCCAGGCAUGGAUGGGCCCGAUGAUCACAUGUAA